AUGCGUAGGGCAGUGACGCGAAAGCUGUUACAAGGGCAAGACAUCUGCUUUUUCUGCGCUUUCCGAUACGCCGCCGAGUCUCGCCAUGCUAGCUCCCUCCAACCGCAGCGUCGACUUUAUAGAGCUGCCAGUGUAUCAAAACGUCCAGCUGGAGCAGCAGUCGCCCGAAUAGAGGAGGAGGAUGAUGAUUUCGCUCCCCCGGCGGCGCCAACACGAGAGCUUCUCGGCUGGAAAUGCCGUUGCAAUCACAUCAACAAGCCUGCGAGAUCAGAGUGUACGAUAUGCUUGAGUUCUCGCCCACAAAGACCUGAAAUGGUCUAUUCGGACCACAAUUCAUCACUCUUUCCUCCUUUACCUCUCCAAUCUCUUCCUCCGUCAAACGGUCGACCCCGAAACGGUCACAGCCCUGCCGGUGAAAGCUCAAUAUCGGAGAUACUGUCCCGCACUCAAUCGGACUUCCAACAGAGAUCGCGCAAUGAACCUCCGCCUGAUCCACGAUCUCGACCUACACAAUCUCAGCGCCGGGAGCAGUGGUCUCCAAUGGGCAGUGCUCGCCGAGACAAUAAUGGCAAUAGAUUCGAUACGAGAAAUGGUAGGGGUAAUGAACUCUCGAGCGAGGCCUCUCCCGAAACUGAGCGCCCACUUUUCAGAUACUCGCAUAUCCGGAAGCCAUCUGCAGACCGAAGAGGGAGCGACAAUAAUACGAAUGGGUUUAGGAAAGAGCUCGGGACUUCCUCUCCACCAUCAAGGAUAGGCAAUGCUCUAAAAUAUCGGGGAUCCGAGAGUAGGACUGCUGGAGAAUCACGUUGGUCGGCGCCUUUUGGGGAAGGAGUUGGAUCUACCAAAGAGAAAUCCAGCGCUCCUCUCUUCCGAUCUUCACCGAGGGACUCUCUUGGCCCCAGAGGAAGCGGUCGAGAGAGGCGAGUCUCGAAACCUAGUGGACAGGAUUUCCCAAGGCGUUUCCCGCAUGGAUCUGGAGCAGACAAAGAGCUGAGUAUGAGGGGUGCUCGAGACAAUGCUUCAGCCUGGCGACCUGAUUCAGUGGGUGGUCGGCAGAGAGCAUUCGAUGGAAGAACCAGCCGGGACCGACCUGUGAAGAGAACGUCCGAAGCAUCGGAGGGGCAAGCUUCUCCCGAAGAAGAAUCGGCUGUGCUAGUGGAGACCGAGCUUGGAGAGGAUGCUGAAGGCGACAGGCGCAAGCGAAAACCCGUAGGUGGCAAAGAUCUUGACAGAAGAGCUCGGCUUUACGAAAUCGAGGACGAGGAGCCUCUACAGGUGUCUCGAAGAGCUAAGCUUCCCACCGCUAGGAGAAGUGGUGUCUCUAGGGCAGGUUCAUUGGACUUUCACUUUGACCCCGAUCUGGCGGAUGAAUUUCCCGACGAAGCAAAGUCAAGACGGAAAAAGAAGGGGAAACAAGCCAACGCGAAACAACAAACCCCAGCACGCCCAGAAAUACUUCUUCCAGAGUUCAUCAGUGUGGAAAAGCUAGCGCAAGCCCUUAAAGUGAGACUACCAGACUUCGUCGACAAGCUUGAAGAGGAGGGAUUUGAGGGUGCAAGGUACGACCAUGUUCUGGAUUCGAGCACGUCUGCCAUGUUUGCCGAAAUCUAUGGGUUUGAAGCUGUCGUCAAAACCAUUGAUGAGACUGGGGAUAUCUUCCCGCGUCCUACAGCAGAAGAUCCUUCGACGUUGCCGCCUCGACCACCCAUUGUGACAAUCAUGGGUCACGUCGACCAUGGGAAAACCACCAUCCUUGAUUACUUCAGGAAGGCGAACGUGGUUGCAACAGAGCAUGGGGGCAUCACCCAACAUAUUGGGGCUUUCUCCGUCACGAUGCCUGGAUCAGAACGUAACAUCACGUUUCUGGAUACUCCGGGGCAUGCUGCAUUUUUGGAGAUGCGCAGAAGAGGUGCUGUUGUGACCGACAUUGUAGUCUUGGUUGUUGCAGCAGACGACAGUGUCAAGGCUCAGACGGUAGAAGCCAUCAAACACGCCCGGGAGGCCGGUGUGCAAAUUAUCGUGGCAAUCAACAAGGUUGACAAACCUGAAGCCGACGUUGAACAAGUCAAGCGAGAUCUGAUGCAACACGAGAUCGUCGUGGAAGACUUUGGAGGAGACUAUCAAGCCAUACCUGUGAGCGGCAAGACCGGUAAAGGCAUGGAAGAUUUGGAAGAAGCUAUUCUCACUCUUGCUGACGUUGCCGACUACCGUGCCGAAAACGACGGACCAGCGGAAGGAUGGAUUAUUGAAAGCAAAGUUGGUGCCACCGGUCGUGUCGCCACCAUUCUCGUUCGUCGUGGGACUUUGAGACCAGGCGACUUUAUUGUUGCCGGCACUACCUGGGCUCGUAUCCGAACUCUGCGAAACGAUUCAGGAGAAUUAAUUGAUGCUGCACCUCCGGGCACCCCUGUCCAAAUAGAUGGCUGGCGAGGAGAUGAUCCCGAGGCAGGCCUAGAGGUGUUGCAGGCAGAUACCGAGCAGAGAGCAAAAGAAGCGGUGUCGGUAAGAAAAGAGCGCGCGGAAGCAGCCUGGGAGAUGGACAAUAUGACGGCGAUCAACGCAACACGCGCAGAGGAAGCGGCAGCUCGAAGCAAAGUCCUUGAGUGGGAGAAAGACCAAGGUUAUCUCUCCAUGGGGUACAAACGGCGUCCCAAGGACAAUGAAGGCUGGAUCGAGAAAGAGUCUUCAGGGCCUCAACUUGUUCAUUUUGUCGUCAAGGCUGAUGUGGCUGGCAGCACAGAGGCCUUGGUCGCUGCUGUGAGUGCCAUUGGCAACAACGAAAUUCGCGCAAACAUCGUCCACAGUGGGACGGGUGGCCUGACCGAAUCGGACAUCAAAAAGCUGGCUGCAACGGGCGAAGUUGCUUAUGCCAUCUCAUUCAAUCAACCCAUCGAUAAUGACAUCCGUCAACUUGCAGCGGCUGCUAGGAUCCAGAUCCUUGACCACAACAUCAUCUACAAGGUUACCGACGAAGUCACGGAGAAGGUCAGCGCAGAAUUACCUCCAAUUGUGACCCAGCGCGUGUUGGGAGAAGCCGAGGUUGGAGAUAUCUUUGACAUCAAAAUCAAGAAAGGGUCAAUAAAGAUUGCUGGGUGCCGGGUGACCAACGGUACGAUUCGCCGCUCGGAGAAGAUCCGAGUCUUGAGGAAAGGCGAGGUGAUUUACACUGGCACGCUCAAUUCUUUCAAAAACAUCAAGAAGGAUGUCACCGAGAUGCGGAAAGGCUCUGAAUGCGGCAUGGGUUUCGAGAACUGGGAAGCGUUCGAAGUGGGCGAUCAGAUCCAGUCAUUUGAGGAAAUCAGCGAGAAGCGAGCCUUGCAUUAG
Molecule: messenger RNA, 3324 nt
Organism: Fonsecaea pedrosoi CBS 271.37
Lineage: Eukaryota; Fungi; Ascomycota; Eurotiomycetes; Chaetothyriales; Herpotrichiellaceae
Product: translation initiation factor IF-2
Exons: 3
Coding region: 1-3324 (1107 amino acids)
Biological process (GO): translational initiation
Molecular function (GO): translation initiation factor activity; GTP binding; GTPase activity
Source: RefSeq, a predicted model, not a curated record